Cetraspora pellucida is the source of this 170-nucleotide messenger RNA. The record is from the annotation of a GenBank genome assembly. Lineage: Eukaryota; Fungi; Glomeromycota; Glomeromycetes; Diversisporales; Gigasporaceae.
CAACUUUUGCUAAAGCAUCAUUGUUUAAAAAUGGCAUCAAUGCAACAAGAGAGCUUGUUACUGAUGUUAACAUCAAGUUUAUAGAAUCUGGCAUCAACUUUACAAGUAUAGAUUCAUCACACAUUACACUCAUUUCUAUCCAUAUUGAUAAAGAAAGUUUUGAAAAAUAU